AUGCGUUCGAUGAUCCCGCCGCUGGUCGACCAGCUGGUCCGCGGCUUGUCUUCCGAGGCCAAGGUUGGUGCUCUGAAGGGAACAGGAGCUGGUAAGUGAGGGAAACGGGGAGUGCUUGACAUUAUACUUGUUGAGAGAACACGCAGAACGUACUUUUCGGGUCGAUGGAAAAUUUGGUCGAGAAGUUUUGCUUUGACAUUUCGUCCAAUGUUGUGACACUUUGUCAUAAUUAAAAAAUAGAUUACUGAACUCGUAUUUUAGUUUGUAUUAGCAUUAAUUGAGCUUUUUGAGGAAGAAAGAGGGCUUCGGAUUGUAAACAAUAUUGUUCAAAACUGACUUUCGCUAUUUUUAACCUUAUUUUAGCCUAAAGUAAUAUAAAUAUUUUUUUGGUUAUUGUAAAUCAGGUUCUCGCUAAAUCUUUAUUUAUUUCAGGGCAAGAGCGUACCACGUUCGUUCAGAAUCUCUUCUCCGCUAGCUAUCGAGUGUUUGCGGAGCUUGAGAAGCGCAUAAUUACACCUCCAAGCCAGGAUCCGCUGACCCGUUUGACGGCCCAAGAAGCGGCCAAACAGAUCCGCGAAGGGAAGCUGACCUCCUUCGAGUAUGUGAAGACGUACAUCGAGAGGAUCCGCGAUGCCGAUCGUUACAUCAACGCCGUCUCCGAACUCUACGAAUACGAAGCGUUGGAGCAGGCCAAGGAGGUGGACAAGUAUUUGAAGGAGUUGGAUAGAAACUCGGAGGCGUUCCAGAACUUGGCUGCGAACAAACCUCUGCUUGGAAUCCCGGUUUCGGUGAAGCAUUCGUUCGAUGUGAAGGGAUGGAGAAACAUCUGUGGAUUGCCUCAUUUGAGGCAGAAUCCACCUGCUGCCGAGGAUGCUGGUGUCAUCAAAAAGUAUGUUUUUGUGGUAUUGAAAGCAGUCUUAUCAUUUAGGUUUCAAUUUUCUCGAUUUUUUUACUAGUCUUUUAAAAUCUAGUAAAAAAAAGAACAAAAAAAUGUCUGCCUAGUAUAAUAUAAAAUUUUCCCGAUUUUCAGAGUCCGUGAAGCCGGUGGAAUCCCAUUAUGCUACACUAAUGUGCCAGAGGCCUGUUUCUGGGCUGAGACGUCCAAUAAAGUUUACGGGACUACUUGUUCUCCCUACGACGACAGAACAACUCCUGGAGGUUCGUCUGGUGGAGAAGGUGCUUUGUUGGCAGCCGAAGGCUCGAUCCUUGGAAUUGGCUCGGAUUUUGGCGGAUCGUUGCGGAACCCGGCCUUUAUGAAUGGGAUCUUUUCGUUCAAGCCGGUGGGAACGGACAUUCCAAUUGAGGGCCAUUUCCCUUACAAUGACACGGAGGAAUUCAAAACUGUCGCCGUUGCUGGCCCAAUGACAAGAUAUGCCAAGGACAUGGCCUUGUUCUUCAGCGUAAGUGGCUUUAAGAUUAUUUUUGCUCUGUUUUUAGGUCAACACUUUUUCAUAUGUCAAGUGUAAUAAAAGCAAAUCUGAUUCCAGGCCUUGUCCGGCAAGAAGAUUCCCGACAAUUACGCCAGCUUGAAACCAACAAAGGUCCUGCAUACACUCGAUUCUUCCGAAGGAGCUACUCCGUUGAGUCCAGUCGUAAAAAACGCUGUUCAUACUGUAGCCAACGCCCUUGCUGAAGGAUUCUCGAUCAAGAAUGAGGCCUUUGAACUGCAGCCAUUUCAAAGAAUGGUGGAGUGUCUGGUCAAUGAGCUGGUCCAUCCUUAUCCACACGAUGGGGGAUUGAUCAAAGCGGCUUUUCCUGUAAGUUAGAAAGCCUUGAAGGGAUAUUGGUCUAGUAUAAUAUCAACAAGAAUUUUCUGAAGCUGAGCUGAAAUUUGUUUUAUUUUAGGACGCAGACAAGUCCAACUUCCUCUCAGAGAUGUAUAAAUGCAUUCUGGGCUUUGGGAAGAUCAAUCCCGGCACCUGUUUGGCCAUCAAGACCUUCAGCGAGCCCAAAUCCGAAGCUGAACAUCACCGAAUGCAUGACGAAUUGCUCGGAUAUCGCCAGUGGAUCGAUUCGGAAUUGAAGCAGAAUGUGGUCCUUGUGGCUCCUCCUCUCCCACAAAACCAUUACUUCCAUCAUGUGCACAAAAUCAGCGGGUUCUCGGACUGGCAUUCCACGGCCAUUUUCAAUGGCCUGGCUGUCCCGGUGGCUUGCGCUCCAAUUGGAUUGGACUCGAACGGCUACCCAAUGAGUGUUCAAUUGGUCAGUGCCAGAGGAAAUGAAUUUUUGUUGAUGAGAAUGCAGGAGUUUUUGGAAGAAAAGUUUGGAGGGUGGCAACCCCCGAGGAAGUUUGAUUAG
Messenger RNA from Bursaphelenchus xylophilus (pine wood nematode), 2298 nucleotides. Lineage: Eukaryota; Metazoa; Nematoda; Chromadorea; Rhabditida; Aphelenchoididae. The record is from the annotation of a GenBank genome assembly.